AUGCAACUGGCUCCUCUGAAUCCAGCGGACAACGUUUGUGUAGAAUUGGAUACCCAGAAUGCCAGUAUCCCCGCAGUGCUGUCGACGCCAAACAUCAACACCGCAGUAGAAGUUGAUAAUACUUUGUACAUUGGGCAGUAUUACCAUCCGGUGCAUGGGAUUCUGAAAAUCGAAGACGGUAACCCCAUGAAGGCCUUCAUGGGCCGCGAAGGCAACGCUACCAUUGAGUGUACAACUUCGGUGUCGCAGUGUUCGAUGCGCUUUCAAGGGAUUGUGUGGUGGGUGUCGGAACCGGAUAGCUAUGGAGCGACACCCGGAUUAUUAGAGAUUAGCUUUAAUUUUACCAGUGAUGGUUUCAAAGCGAAGAUCGAAGAGACUGCUGAAGAAAAAUUGGCAAAAAUUGAAUCUCAGAUCAAAAGCCUGGACGAAAUUAUCCAGCAGGAUCGGCAACGGGAGAAACGCAUCUGGGCUAGUUUCCUCUUUAUCACGGGAUUCCUCUACGUUACCGUUGCGGGUAUUCUCCAUUUCUUUGUUCUGGAGCGCAGCACAAUAAUCGAUUAUGCGAAAUUGGUUCUCAUUUGGAUCACCCCAAUCUUUCUCAUUUAUUUCCUCCAAAGAUGGAUCCCUUGGUAUUUUGAGCGUCGAAUUCUAGUGAAAAAAGAGAAACUUAUCAAAUUCCGUCAAGAUAAGAAGAAGAUCCUGGAUCACGUGCGAGACAAUGAGCCAUACAAUAAAGCUAAAGCUAUUCUGGAGAAAUACGACCCGCUUUCCGUCACACCACGGGGCUCCACUCAGGCCGUGCCUUCCCAUCCCCAGGUCCGUUCGGGCAGCAAUGUGAGCCUGACGAAAAUGCCUGUGACACCGUUUCCCGCCACCGCAGCACCGGGUCCACGCCCUCCUUUACCCCAGCCCCGUCCAGGCGCCAAUAAUUUUUACCCGCCGCCAUAUGCGCCGCAAAAUCGUGAUUUGGUCUAUGGUCGACCGCCACAAAUCAAGCACCGCACCACCAUGGAUCGUAUGCUGGAUUUUCUCGUUAAGGAUGGCCCGGAGAACCGUAUGGCGUUGAUAUGCCGGAAUUGUGGGGCGCAUAAUGGGUUGGUUAUGCUGGAUGAAUUUGAUUAUACAGGAUUUAAAUGUUUCGAGUGUCUCGUAAGCCUCGUCCGAUUGUUUCGCGACCGAGCAUAAGCGCGGAAGGACAGCGCAGCGGAUCCUUUCCUCUAACCGGCUCAUUGGACAACCAGUUCGAGUCGUCCAGCUCAUCAGAGGAAGAAGAUGAGACCACCGCUACCCGCAUCGCGGAAGAAGAAACACCGGUGCAUCAGGCCACCGUCAAAUCAGCGGCGACCAUUUUCCAGCAUGAAGAUAUACCGCGCGCUUCCGUGGCGGCUGUGGAUCCGAGUUUGGAGGAAAGUGAUACGGGCAG
Paramacrobiotus metropolitanus is the source of this 1423-nucleotide messenger RNA. Its product is annotated as endoplasmic reticulum junction formation protein lunapark-B-like. Gene Ontology annotation, biological process: endoplasmic reticulum tubular network organization. The record is from RefSeq and is a predicted model, not a curated record. The transcript has 4 exons. NCBI's taxonomy places the organism in Eukaryota, Metazoa, Tardigrada, Eutardigrada, Parachela, Macrobiotidae. The coding region runs from base 1 to 1185 and encodes 394 amino acids. Gene Ontology annotation, cellular component: endoplasmic reticulum tubular network.